Rotaria sp. Silwood1 is the source of this 2436-nucleotide messenger RNA. The record is from the annotation of a GenBank genome assembly. NCBI's taxonomy places the organism in Eukaryota, Metazoa, Rotifera, Eurotatoria, Philodinida, Philodinidae.
AUGGAAGGUGCAAAACAAGGCAUUGUUGUGGCUGGUGGUCAAGGAAAAGGAGAUGGUCUUACACAAUUGUCAUCUCCUCAAGGAGUCGUUGUCGAUCCAUUGGGCACUGUCUAUGUGGCUGAUUGGGGGAAUGAUCGAAUCAUGCGUUGGCCCCAAGGAGCCACACAGGGAAGUGUCAUUGUUGGUGGAAACGGUAAAGGAGGACAAUCAAACCAACUCAAUUGGCCCAUCGGUUUGUCAUUCGAUCGAGACGGCAAUCUCUAUGUCGUCGAUUUGGGAAAUGAUCGAGUACAAAAAUUCAAUAUCGAAUCCAAUAAUACGUUGAAUGUUUCUCGCAAAACAACAGUAAACGUUAAUGAUAUUGCUACGACACAAAAUUAUGUAAUAAUACCACGAUCCUAUCAAACUGAAUUAGUCGAACAAGCUAAAGAUGAAAAUUUGAUCGUUUGUUUACCCACUGGUAGUGGAAAAACUUAUAUAGCUGUGAUGCUCAUUAAAGAAAUGGCACGAGAGACGCUUGCACUUGUUCAACAACAAAGUGAUUAUAUUCGUAUACAUACAGAUUUGACUGUUGGCAAUUAUUAUGGUGCAUUAGGAGUAGAUUCUUGGUCAAAAGAGCAAUGGCUCGAUGAAUUUGAGAACCAUCAAGUACUUGUAUUUACUGCUCAGGUUUUUCUCAAUCUAGUUGAACAUAAUUAUUUCCCUUUGUACAAUGUCAACUUAUUAAUUUUUGAUGAAUGCCAACAUUCAACGGGAGGAAGUUGUUAUCCUGCACUGAUGAAAAGAUACAAUGAAUGUCAUGAUCCACCCCGUAUAUUAGGCCUAACAGCAUCAAUCAGCGCAAAAAAACUCGCACCUCAUCAACUGCCAAAUGCUGUUCAACAGAUUGAACAAACUUAUAAGGCUCGAGUUGCCAGUGGUUCAAAUCGAGAAGAAAGUAACCGAUAUGGUACAUCUGUUCGAUUGGAACCGAUCUGCUGUUUAACCUAUCAAGAUCAGAUUCGAAACGAUCAAGAAAGUAUCAAAAUUCCUUUUGAGACAAUUCAAUCAAUUGUAGAUGAUUUAAAAUCGUACUUGAGCGAACAAAAAGCAGAGCGUGAAAAGAUUGAACAAGAUCUUGUAGAAGUUAUCCUCAUGACAGACUAUUUAGGUGAAAAUUUAACCGAAUACAGUGCCCGUUCAGUGGACUACACGAUAUUUCUUCAAUCAGAAUACGUUAAUCUACCUCGUCUGAAAUAUUAUCUUGAAAAUUUAUUGUACACAGGUUAUGAACUUGGUAUCUAUGGGUUUUUUCUAGCAUGUAAAGCACUACAGAGAACAUUGAAAUCAUCUCGAGCAUUGGAAUUAAUAACCGAUGAAAAAGGAAAAGCAUUAUCAAGUGUUGGUUCAACAGCAAUGACAGCAAGAUAUCAACGUCAAACUAUAAAAGCAUUUCGUGCGGGUGAAAUAAAUGUUUUAGUGGCUACGGCCGUAGUCGAAGAAGGUCUUGAUAUUCCAAAAUGUAAUCUUGUAUUCCGUUUCAAUAGACCACCAAAUUUUUCUUCGUAUAUGCAAUCGAAAGGACGUGCCAGGGCUAAACAAAAUGCAUCGCGUCCUGUCAAUGCCAGCAAACUGCCCAGUACGGGAGGAUAUUAUACUGUUCAAAAAGAACUAAAAAACUAUUUAAAUGCUAAUAAAAUUGAAGUUCGAGGUCAAAAUGCCAAUUGGCUACCAUCUGGAUAUAUGAUCGUUGACACCAAAUCAAUCAUCGGUCAACGCUAUGCUUAUCAAAUUGCUAAAAGAAAAGCUUUUAGUGAUAUGAUUGAAGCAUUUAUUGGUGCUUUUCUCAUUUCAACGAAUUAUACGACAACAAUCCAAUUCAUGCAUUGGCUUGGUCUCUGUGUGAUUCCUGUUGCAAAAUCACCAUCCAUUCUUCGUUCGAAUAUAGGAUCGACUAAUGAAGACGAGAUCAGUGAGAUCAUGAAUAAAUUUUUUCAUGAUAAAGCAUUUGAUGAAAUUGAAACAAUGAUUAACUAUACUUUUCAAAGCAAAGCGUAUCUUAUUGCAGCAUUUACUCAUCCAUCAAGCUUUGCCAAUCGUCUAACAGAUUGUUAUGAAAGACUAGAAUUUCUUGGAGACGCAAUACUUGACUUUUUAGUUACACGCUAUGUAUUCGUCCAUUACAAUCAGAAUGUGACACCAGGUAAACACUACCGCGUCGUUUAUGCUAUAAAAAUAUGUUCGGUUUUACUCCCAGGUCGCGUUACUGAUAUUCGUCAAGAUCUGUCAAAUAACGAUCGUUUGGCCUAUAUUUUGGUAGCAUGUGGUCUUCAUCGGAAAAUCCUUCAUAAUUCACCUGAUCUAUUUGGUCAUAUAACAGCGUAUGCUGGUGAUGAAGACGUCUUUCCUAAAGACCAAUCAAUUGAUCAAUAUUUAAGCAAAGUAUUUACUCUAUAA